AUGGCUCUCUUCCUGGCUAUUAAUUUGGCUGAAUGGCACGAGAGGUCGUCGGUAAUCAAUGCUCCAAAUUUGUGCCAAAAUGUCCGAUCGAAAGAAGAUGAUGAAGUUUUGCUGAUCACAAAAUUCGGGAUUUGUCAAUCCCAGUACGCUCGAACAGUGCCAAGACCUGGUGGUCAUAUACUCGAGUGGGAUAACUCCGAUCAAUUGGAAAUGAAAAAUGGAACAAAAUACCGAACAAACCCCGUAAUCGGGGUUGGCCAGAACCCAAUUCGGGGGACAUUGAGAACAAUAUCUUGUGAAGCAGGUGUU
Mesorhabditis spiculigera is the source of this 309-nucleotide messenger RNA. Lineage: Eukaryota; Metazoa; Nematoda; Chromadorea; Rhabditida; Rhabditidae. The record is from the annotation of a GenBank genome assembly.